This is a messenger RNA of Heterotrigona itama, 3515 nucleotides long. NCBI's taxonomy places the organism in Eukaryota, Metazoa, Arthropoda, Insecta, Hymenoptera, Apidae. The record is from the annotation of a GenBank genome assembly.
UGUAUGUAUUUACCUUUCUCCGCCAGAUGACUCGUUGAUAACUUUACGUUCGUUCUCGAUGAGUAUCGGAUACCGAUCGGACGGCUUACGAAGCCGUUUGGUCAAUAAGAAGCUCCUCGUGAAACUCAAGAAAGCAUAAUGUACAUGUGACGCGAACGACGUAUCGUGUAUCGGUUCGGUACGCGGCCUGUGCCCAAUAACUCUGUCGAAGAAGGAAAUGUUAACGGCGAUGAAAUUCUGUGACAAAUAAGGGAGAAAUAAGAACAGUGCUGACAUACUGGGAACGACAAGUCGCAGUAGAGUAUUCUUUCUAUAGAACGAAAGAAAGAAAAAGUCAACCCUUGUCUGGAUUCUAUUCGAUGUACCGGCGCCCCACCCCCGUUCAUUGUUUGUCUUUUAAAUCUAAUCCCUUAACUACGUAUUCGAGGGUAGCAUGCCGCAUACUAUGCAAGUCUAUUAUCGUCGUUGUCAUUGUCUGAGAGUUACAUUUUACAAUCUAAAUCAAUUUUAAAAAUUCAUUUUUGGGUGCAAAAUCCUGAUUAUAUCUAUGACUUGAAUCCCAAGUUGAUAUUAACAAAUUCAAUAUGUAUGCAUUAAAAAUGCAAACUGCCUGUCAAAGCGAGGGCAGUGGGGAGCCUGAUGAUUCAAGUAGUCAUCACCAAGAACCUGCUAGGCCUCCAGCACAGGAUUGUAGUUCGUUUGACAUUGUUCGAGCAACUCAAUAUGGAGCUUUGGACCGUGUGACUGAAUUAGUAGAAGCUGGUGCUGAUGUGAAUCAGCCAGAUUCAGAAACUGUAACAUUAUUACAUUGGGCAGCAAUAAACAAUCGAAAAGAUAUUGUAAAGUAUUUAAUUGCGAAGGGAGCUGUUGUGGAUGCAAUUGGUGGUGAACUUGCUUCUACACCACUGCAUUGGGCUACAAGACAAGGCCAUUUAUCUACAGUUGUAAUAUUAAUGAGAGCAGGAGCAGAUCCAACUCUUAGAGAUUCAGAAGGUUUCUCAUGUAUUCAUUUAGCAGCACAAUUUGGUCAUACUUCUAUUGUUGCUUAUCUAGUUGCAAAAGGAGUAAAUCCUAAUAUGCCAGACAGAAGUGCAAUGACACCCCUUAUGUGGAGUGCCUAUAAAGUUAAUAGUCUUGCCUUUUACAGUUUAGAUCCGACACGCUUGUUAUUAACUUUAGGAGCGUCUCAUUCGCUCGCAGAUAAUUUACAUGGUAAUACUGCUUUGCAUUGGGCUAUUAUAGCAGAAAAUAGUACAGCAAUAUCAACACUGGUUCAUCAUGGUGCAUCUUUGGAUGUGCCCAAUAUUCGAGAUGAGACACCAAUGACAUUAUUAGGUCGUCAUAUUGGUGCUGCUUGGUUAGGACAUAAGAUUAGUCAAGAAAUCAGAGAAAAGCAAGGUAGAACAAGACUAUGGUGUAGAGAUAAGAGAAUACGCUGGUAUUGUAUGGUCAGUACACCAUUCAUAGUUUUUUAUGUCAUUGGAAUGAUUUUUCAAAGUGGAUUGGAUUAUUUAGUAAAAAUAGGUGCCUUUAUUACUCUUUAUAUAGCACUGUAUUUAGCUAAUCAUUUCAUCUUUGAUGAACGAUUAUUUCAUAUUGUACCAAUGUCAAUCUAUUUGGCUACAAAGAUGUGGAUAUAUGUAACAUGGAUAUUUUGGUUAGGCAUACAUGCUGCAUGGUAUUUGUGGUUACUAUUAGUAGGCGGAUCUGUACCACUUUGGAUAUGUUUCUUACAAUCUUGGAGAGGCGAUCCAGGUGUAAUUACAGCUACACAUGAGGAUAAGCUAAAUACGAUUAUAGAGUUAGCAGAAUCCGGUGGUUUUGAACCACAAUCGUUUUGCAGCAGUUGUUUAGUUAGAAGACCUAUGAGAUCUAAACAUUGUUCUACGUGUGAUCGAUGUGUAGCACGCUUUGAUCAUCACUGUCCUUGGAUUAAUAAUUGCAUUGGUGCGCAUAACCACAAGUAUUUUCUGGGAUUUUUAGCAUCUUUAUUAGGCCUCUGUAUUGUUAUUUUAUCCGCUAGUGUACAAUAUUGGCAAUUUGAGUGUUGGACAAAUUUAACAAAUGGGCAUAGCGCUGAUAAUUAUCUAGUUGCUGCAGCUACAUGCGAUGCUUGGGUAAUGUGGGUCGCAGCAAAUACGGCUCUUCAUUUCUUUUGGGUUGGCACACUACUUGCUUGUCAGUGUUAUCAGAUUAUGGUUCUUGGAAUGACAACGAACGAGCGUAUGAACGCCGGACGUUACGCGCAUUUCAAACAAGGAAAUCCUUUUCAUCGUGGUGCUCUUCAGAAUGCGGCAGAUUUUUGCAAUUUAAACUUCUGCGGAGUAAAAGCAAAACCCAGCUCGGACUGGUUGCAUAGCUUUGAUCAUAAACAGAGCAUCGAAAAGUUGCCCCUCCUUGCUACGAAAGACAACUUUCAAUAUAUUUAGAAUUUUUCUUAAGAAUUUCAUGGAGGAUAACGUAAUUUUGCCAUCAGAAGCUAAUAUAGUGUGUCAUAUCAUUUACGCUUGAAGCAUACUUUCGAAUUACCAAAGAGUUACUACAAAAUUAGAAGUGAUUUUCGAGGAAGGUAGUGAUUUUGCAUAUACAGAUUUAAAUUGCAUACUAUAAAUAAUUUCUUACAUUUAAUGAAAUACAAAUUUUAACAUUCGUCUACCGUAAAAGACUGUUCUACGAUGUAAGUAUGCAUAUCUCACAUUUGUGUAUAUUCUUCGUUUCGAAUAUGAAACAGAAGAACACGUUGCACAAGUACUUUGACUCUAUUUUUACAACAAAUUGUGAACCAAGAUUUUUUUUUUGUCUUUGUAUAUUGUCGCUACGGUUUACGUGAUGUAAACGAUAUAAUAUAAUUGAUUAAAAAGUAAUUUACUUUAUAUCACAUUGUAAAUAUCUAUACUUUUCAUGAAAUUGUUAAACAUAAAUGUUAAUAUUUUUUUUUUUGCAAUUACAAAUUUUUAUUUUAAACGCUAAAUAUUCUAACAAGUAUCAGGUUCAAUUUGUAAAUAAUUAAUUUGUAAGUACAAUUUUUAUCGUAUUGGAAAAUUCUAAUAUCUUUAUAUACAGAAAAAGCCAUGACAGCCAGUUUUAUAAGAUCAGUACAUUAUUUAUUACAAUUAUUUAUAUUUCGUUUUUAAUCGUUAUAAAGUUUGUGACAGAAAUAUGAGUAGUAGUAACAUUGUCACAGUUUUUGCUAAUUUAUGUUUUCACCUUAAAUUUGAAUAAAAUAUGUAGAAAAGAAACUUAAGUUUCGUGAAAUUAUAUCAGAGACUGUUUACUAACGAAAAGUAUGGCAUAUUUAUAUAAAAAAUUAACGAAUUAUUUUAAUAUAAAAAUGAAAAAUAAACAUGCAACAUUAUUAUAAAUAUAGGUAUCUGCAUAUUACUGUUGGCAAUUUGUUUUUUGUACUUAUGAAUAAGUUUACCUGAUUUAAGUGCCAUACUUAUAUUUCUCAAAAAAAUUAUGUUGUUCAUAUACUAUAUAUAUUUACACACGUAUAUAUUUAUAUAUAUAUAUGU